This is a messenger RNA of Notolabrus celidotus (New Zealand spotty), 7558 nucleotides long. Its product is annotated as potassium voltage-gated channel subfamily C member 1-like. The transcript is spliced from 5 exons. NCBI's taxonomy places the organism in Eukaryota, Metazoa, Chordata, Actinopteri, Labriformes, Labridae. Gene Ontology annotation, molecular function: protein binding; delayed rectifier potassium channel activity. Gene Ontology annotation, biological process: protein homooligomerization; potassium ion transmembrane transport. Gene Ontology annotation, cellular component: dendrite membrane; neuronal cell body membrane; voltage-gated potassium channel complex. The coding region runs from base 648 to 2459 and encodes 603 amino acids. The record is from RefSeq and is a predicted model, not a curated record.
ACAGAGAGAGGCUGAGAGAGGGAAAACAGGCACAGAGAGAAAGAGAGAGAAAGAGAGAGAGAGAGACAGGCAUCUCCAUUGAAACAUUUUGGAAUAAAAGGGGGAGACAGAGGAAGAAGCUGAAUGGUAGCUAACCCUGUGCCUGGAAGCGUAGAGACACUGUAACAAAGGCUGGCAAUUAUUUUUGGCAAUAACAAAGAGGUGGGAGAGGGGCUCUGAAACCGAGGGAAAUAGCAAAGAGAUAAAAAAAAAAAGAGCCAGUUUUCAGGGGGACUUCUGCUUCAUUUCAUCCGAAAGACUCAUCCCUGUGCCAUCAUCAGCAUGACCAUAAGCUAUAAGUAACAACCGGCAAUAACGAGAUUUUUUUUUCUAAGCAACAGUCGCGCGCAAUCCUAUUUUGAUUUAUUCUAAUCGUUUCUGGGAAAAUAUAUAUCAUCUGAAUGCCUGCGAGAAACUGGAUACUCUGUGAAAUCUAAAGACAAAUAGCGAUCUAACAAAGAAAAACUACAUUUUGAUUGAUCUGUAAGCUUGAUGUGCGUGUCUCUGCACGCGCUCCAAACGAACCUGAACCAAAAGCAAACUCCUCAGACUCCUCCCUCCUCCUCCCUUCGGUUUCUCUCAUCCUCUCCCUCCCCCCUCGGUCCUCUAUGCUCAGUUCGGUGUGUGUAUCCUCUUUCAAAGGGCGCAAGGGUGGGAACAAGUCGUCCAACAAAGCAUGUUACAGCGCAGACAUGACUUGUCCGUCGGAAAGCGAGAAAAUCGUGAUAAACUGCGGGGGGGUGCGGCAUGAGACCUACCGAAGCACCCUCAAAACGCUGCCAGGUACCCGCUUAUCGUGGCUCACUGAGCCGGACGCCUUCAGCAACUUCGACUACGACCCCAAAUUAGAUGAGUUCUUCUUCGACCGCCACCCGUCAGUCUUCUCCUUCAUCCUCAACUAUUACCGCACCGGGAAGUUGCACUGUCCCAACGAUGUGUGCGGCCCCCUGUUCGAGGAGGAGCUGGCCUUCUGGGGCAUCGACGAGACGGACGUGGAGGCGUGUUGCUGGAUGAAUUACCGGCAGCACAGGGAUGCGGAGGAGGCGCUGGAUAGCUUCGAGAAUCCAGAGCCGGACGCGCCGGACGACGAACCGGCGCUUGGGGGUGCGGACGGUGACUUGAAAAGACUGUGCAUGCAGGAAGAUGCAAGGAAAGCAGGCUGGUGGAAAACCUGGCAGCCCAAAAUCUGGGCACUGUUUGAAGACCCCUAUUCGUCCAAAUAUGCCCGGUAUGUGGCAUUUGGCUCCCUCUUCUUCAUCCUCAUCUCCAUCUCCACUUUCUGCAUGGAGACACAUGAGGCCUUCAACACCAUCAUCAACAAGACAGAGACAGUCUUAAUAGGCAACGUUACACAUGACGAGAUCGUAUACGAAGUGGUGACCGACAGCUGGUUGACAUACGUGGAGGGAGUGUGCGUCAUCUGGUUCACCAUUGAGGUCUUGCUCCGAGUCACCUUCUGCCCGGACAAGUUGGAGUUCUUCAAAAGCACCCUCAACAUCAUUGACUUCGUGGCCAUCCUGCCCUUCUACCUGGAGGUGGGCCUGAGCGGUCUGUCCUCCAAAGCUGCCAAGGAUGUCCUGGGGUUCCUACGUGUCGUCCGAUUCGUCCGUAUCCUCCGAAUCUUCAAGCUGACUCGCCACUUUGUGGGUCUCCGUGUCCUCGGCCAUACCCUUCGUGCCAGCACCAAUGAAUUCCUUCUGCUUAUCAUCUUCUUAGCCCUUGGUGUCCUCAUCUUCGCCACUAUGAUCUACUAUGCUGAACGUAUUGGUGCAGACCCUGAUGACCCAACUGCCAGUGCCCACACUAACUUCAAGAACAUUCCAAUUGGAUUUUGGUGGGCUGUUGUGACCAUGACCACAUUGGGCUAUGGAGAUAUGUACCCCGAAACGUGGUCGGGGAUGCUGGUGGGUGCCCUGUGUGCCUUGGCUGGUGUGCUGACCAUUGCCAUGCCUGUUCCUGUAAUCGUCAACAACUUCGGCAUGUAUUACUCUCUGGCCAUGGCCAAACAAAAGCUCCCUAAAAAGAAGAACAAACAUAUCCCACGAGCGCCACAACCAGGGUCCCCCAACUACUGCAAGCCAGACGCCUUGGCUAUGGCUACUGCAUCACCACAAAGGCUCCUGGGAAAUGUCCUUGGUGGAGUGAUGGGGUCAGGAGGCAUGGGAGGUGACUGUCCUCUGGCCCAAGAAGAAAUUAUAGAGAUUAACAGAGAUUCCAAGCAGAAUGGUGACGCAGCCUCAGCAGCCCUGGCUAAUGAGGACUGUCCCACCAUCGACCAGGUGCUGAGCCCAGACGAGAGGAGCCCGAUUGGUCGAGGGCCUACCCGGGAACGCUACCAGCAGGACCGCGCCUGCUUCCUGCUCAACACCAGGGAAUUCCGUGCCACAGAUGGGAAUGUGCGGAAAGUGUUAAGUUUCUAGCAUUCGCCUUCUCUCUAAUGAGGAGUCAGUAAGCGGUAAACACAAAUUUUCGGCAGGAGCCAUGUAAGCGACCAGUGUGACACGGAUGGACGGUUUAAAGGAGAUCUUUGGGGUGACAAGAGAGAGACCAGAGGUUAAUCAUGAAUUUAAAAAAAUCAUAUGGUCUGCUCCUCACGUUGUUACCAAAGCAGCCUCUUGGAACUCAUUUUGACAACUGUCUGACAGACCUUUUUUUCCCUUUUUUUUCGGCAAACUGACUGAGCAUUGCACUGACACACUUUUGGAGAGAAAAGGACUCCUGUUUUCACAUUCCAGAUGACAUAUCUCUGACAACAUUAUACUCGCCAUCUUGUACGAUGACCUACUCAGUAUCAUCCACAGUGCUGAACAACUGAGCAACUUCACCAGUUUCCGAAAAAGAAAAAAAAAACACUUGUCUUCACAGAGGACUGAAAGAACAAUGUAGCAUCUCUGCUAACAUAUUGUAGCAUUUGUUGGCUGGGAAAUAACUUGACUUAAUCCAUCAACAGUUCGAUGAGAGGGGAAUUUAUGCAUAAUGGAUCUUUUAGAUGUCAUUUUCUCUUGGGUUCCUUUCAAAGUGAAGAGGAAAGAAUCUAUGGGUACAUGAGAGACAAAGGGUUGGUCUUACUUCUUAUAACACUUGACAUUCCAAAAAAAGAUGCACUAAAUUCAGACAGUGCAAAUGAAACCAAUCCUAAUGGCACAGAACUUAACAAACAUCGUACAGUCCCGCGUUCAAGUUGAGCUCUUACAAUGCAUGUUUGCCACUGAACUUAUGUCUUCCAUUAGCUUCUAUGAGUCUGAAACACUGCCCUCUUCACAAAUAGAGAUAAUCAAACACAUCAAGCACUAACUAUAAAGUUGAACAAAUAAAGCACAUGUAGCAUCAGCUCUACAGGUUCUGUAUAGCAUUGAGCAUACAUUUAGACUCACCUGAAACAUUCACCAUUAGAAAAUGGUGGAAAAAGACCUGUCUUUAUCUCUUAUGUACUGGCUUGGGCUUGCCCUGAAAUCCUUGUGGGAUACCAAAGGUCUUGUAGCAUGAAGUUGCUAAAAGACCUUCUGUAAUGUAAAAUAGAUUAGGGGAACUAUUCCUUUUAGGGUGAGGUUUAUAUAUUCACCCUUAUGCUGGCCAUUGCCUUUAUUCAGUAGUCAUUCCUAUUAAAGAACGUACUCUACACUGCCACUAACAUUCCUUAAUGCACAUUUUGUGAAUCUUCCCCAUGUCUUAAUCACACAGUGCUCAGACAUAAGGAAUAAAAGGACUGACCAAGGAGACAAACUAAGCGCCUGACUAAUGUCAGCCUUUCUUCAGUAUCUAUGGAUAUUGGGCUGAUAAAAUUACAACAAACGAGACAUUCCAACCACAAAACAUUUUUUAUGUUGCACAAAACUGCCCAUCAGCUGGAAGUUCUGUUACUGUUUUGAAAGGGACCAAUCAGAUAAACCUACCCCCUUACACAAAGGCCGCCACUGCCAAACCGGCACAAGAAUUUCCAGACACCUACUGCCCCAUCCCUUGUCCCUGUUGCUGCCAACGACUGCUUGACAGGCAAGUCGAUGCUGGGAUUAAGAUGGCCCAUCAGGGGAUCCUUUUGGAAAAGAGAAAAAUGAGAAGAAAUGGACCACGAGAAGAGCAAGUGUGGAAAUGUAUAAAGAGAACAAAUCUAUAUUUUGAUAAACAAAUCAACUAUUCAUGGCUUCAGAGAAAGUUUCUGUGCAGAAUGGAAGGUCCAGAAAAGAAGAAAGAAAAGAAAAAAAAUCAGAUGCAAAUGUUAAUAGAAAAUUUGGCAUCAUGAAAUGGAGUCAAAGUCCUGGAAAAAAAGAUGGGAAGUAAAUAUUUUGUCAUGGAGGGUGGGCAAAGUUGUUUUCCCUACAAGCACCAGGAAAAUUGUUUUUGAAAGACAAUGAGCAAUGACGGACUCUUGCCUAUAAGGACAAAGGACGGACGCUGAGAUAAACAAAAGAAAAAAGAUAAUGCAUUUUUGUAACUUUGUUUACCAGCAUGACUACUUUGCAUGACUGUCUUUUCUGCAAGCCCUUAGUUGAAGACAAGGGUGCUAGAGAUACAAAAAAGUAUAUAUAAAAUGAACUAAAAAAAUGUUAUAUGCAAUUAAUGUUUUAAAAAAGAUUAUAAUGAAGAGAAGAGCUAUAUUUUGUUUUGAAAAGUUAAAAAAAAAUGUGAAUAUUGAAACAUGUAUGUUUGCAAAGUACACCCUGAACUAUGUUUUGUUUGAUGAAAUCUCUCUGCUACUACUGCCCUACAUCCCUCAUUCAAGUGUUUUCAGCAGCUGCCAUAAUUAUCUUUCAUUUAUCCAGACUAUAAUUUACAGCUAUUCAAUCGACAAUAAUCACUCAAGGCUUUGCCAAACUAUAAAAUCUGCGCAAAGAUAUUAACUGUAGUUAAUCACAAAGUAUAUGUUUUCUUCUUUGAAUCAUUUGCACAACUACCGUAGCAGCAGCAGCAACAAGCAGCAGCAGUUGUAACACAAUAGCUCUCCAUAUACCAACUUUGACUGCUUGAUUAGUACUCAUAGUUUGCUUUUUUUCUUUGGCAAUAAUACAAAAGUUGUCACAUGAUUGUAGCAGGGCAAACAGAGAACCUCGAGAGUAUCUUCAACGCCUCAGUGUAGAGAGAAUCUGAAAAGCCUUGGAUGGCAGGAUUUCGCUUGGAUAGGCAGUUCUGUUUCACUUGCCCUUGGUAGAAAAAAUGAGUACCAGUGCAGGUUGUCAGAUAAUGAUCAAUAACAGACUAUGAAAUAUACUAUAUUGGCAAACAAUCAAGAGAGAUUUCAGGUUUGCAUGGAACCAACUGCCAUUCCAAAGUUUAUGUGUGGUUUAAAGGACUCAGGUGUGUCAAUGGUGAGUGUGGAUGUAGGUGUAUACUAUUUCCUUUCUAACAUAAUAAAUUUUAGUAUAUAUUAGACAAAGAUAAUGUGAACACCUCACAGUGAUGUGUAAAAAACGCAUGCAUUAUGACUUGAUAAUCUCUCGAGGGGGGGGAGCAGAGUCUUGACAUAUCCCCUUAGUCUCCUAUCAUUGUUCGUCAUGAAUACAGUCUUGAUAACUAUGAACACUGUGCCGUGUCGUAGAGCAGAAACGUCUUCCUCCGAGAGGCAACUGAAAACUACUCACACUCACGGUGUCAGCAUGAGUGUGUAGAGGUAGCUCGUCUUCGUUUUUUUUUUUUUUUUGUGAUGGCCAGGUCUUUGCAUCUGUCAUUACCCAUAGAGUUAAUGCGUCAUCCAGCUGGCUUGUUGGCAGCUCAUUACCGCACAAGACACAGUCAUGUGAGCACCAAACAAAGACACCCAGAGCUUCCAAAAUGAUGUCAGUGAAGUACUUUAAGUGUUGCGUAAAAGAGAGGAUGAGAGAUACCAGUGUCCACCGAGGGGAGAUUGAUAUAAAAUAUGAAAAAUGUUGCUAAAAAAAGCAUCUUAAUGUUGAGUGCUCUCCAAGCGCCUCAGCCUUGGUGUGGUAUUCAAAGAGAGUUUCAGGCCCUGCUGGUCCAGGGUUUAGCUCAGGCAGCUGAAUGGUCCUCUGUCCAUUCCUAGUACAUCGCAAAUGGAGGUUCAGCAGAAUAAUAGCGACUCAGUGGUGUUAUAUAGACUAUUCAAGGUUUUACAGGUUAUAGAACUUCUACUUCGGGAAAUAGUCCAAGGGAUUUUGUUAUGGUCCCUUGUCUUUUAAGAACUCCCAAUUUCAGUUCCACAUGGAAGGCAUUAAGCAGCUAUGGCUUCAAUGUUUAUGAAUAUUUCAGAGGUUAAAUAGCAACAGUGUGCACACUUGCAAGAACUUUGUGCUUCGACCAACUGUUUUGUUGUUUCAUGGCCAAGUGCAGUUUUUUUCUUCUUUUGUUAUUUUUCACUGUUGAGUGUGCCACUUUCUUCAUUCUCUACAUUGUGACUGCUCUGCCAAAACCCAGGCUGAAAAAGAUGUCUUUCCUUUUUCUAUUGCAUAAUACUGCCAUUUGAUUUAGUCAUGUUGAACAGAAUGAGUUACAAUGUCGAGAGUGCUAAGUCUGUUUUAUUUUCUCAAGUUUGCAAUCUGUUAGCAAAUGUUAAAAGUUUCACAUACAUGAACCAAAAGAACAAAAUGCUUUAUUUACGGUAGGUGGGUGCCACUGUUUAACUGCUAUUUUGUGUUGUGACAAAAUAAGGACAUGUCCUCUCCUAGUGUUGGGAAGGUAUUAUGUGGACCAGGGGUGACUUCUUCAAAUACAUUUAAUUUCUGUAUGUGCCUGUUCCUGUUGAAUGUUUUUUUUUUUAUUAUUACAUUGAGGACACUGUAUGCAAUCUGCACCAUGAAUGCCACUGAUCGACACUUACUGUAUUCUCCCUGAGACACAGAUGUUCUGUCAUCAGUUCAGAUGAUUGCAACACACGUGUAGUCACUUUAUGGCUUUCCAUAAAGUGACUUGGCAAUCACACUAAGCUUAAAAUAUUUUAUUUUACAAAGUUAUAAGACCAGAGUUGAUUCAGAGGAAACAUUAUCAUAUUGAAUAGAUUUUUGUAAUAUAUUUAAGGUUAUUUUAAUUAAAAAUAAUGUGACAGACACCACAAAAGUCAUAUCAAUACACAGAGUUCUAAUGUAACAGGCUAACAACAUGCAUUCAUGUACGCAUUCCAAAGAUAAAAGAUGUAUGUUCAUUUUACAUGCCAUCAAACAGUAUAAAACAGACUUAGGUACCGGUCCAUUGUACUACGGUCUCAGAAGGAGAGUGAAUGGGGAGAGGAGGUGGUCACUGGAGUAUCUGCCGGAUUUUAUUUUUUGAAAUGUUGGAACACAAAGAACAACUCAUCAAGAACUGUAUAAAGUAUAUUUCAAUGGAAUGUUCAUGAUCUAUCUUUUUAUAUUUUGAAGAAAAAAUAGAAACAUAUCAAUAAAGUGUCAUAAUUGAACAUAUUUCUACUAUUGAGACUUAAAAUGUAUGAAUGUCAAUGCGACCUAAUGUGAACUAAUCUCCAUAGCAGCUUGAAUGAAUAACUGAUUAACAGUCAUGAGAUGCUUUUUCAGAGACGUUAAAACUGCUUCAAAUCAUUAAAAUGAACUUCAAAUAAAUGAAAAAGUGACAUCAA